CUCUUUCUCAUGGGUCUCAGCUUUCUUGGACAUAUAUAUUGUGAAGAAUAUGUUAUGAUAUAAAGUUGAAUUGAUAGCUCUAAUUACUUUUUUAAUGGAGAUUCCAAGAUUUUUCUUUGUUCUUUUACUGCUUGAAGUAGCUUUCAUUACCUUUUUAGCAUCCCCAGUGGGAUCCCAGAAUGGUAGUGCUGUAAAGGUUGAUGUUGGCCUGAUUCAUGAUUGGGACACCAUUUCUGGAAAGAUGAGGAAUGCAUGCAUGUCUCUAGCCCUCUCUGAUUUCUAUGCCAAUAGCAAUCACACCACCCAGAUUGUUGUUCACUUCAGAGACUCCAAAUCUGAUGAUGUUGAUGCAGCAUCUGCAGCCAUAGACCUGCUGAAAAAUGUACAAGUUCAAGCAAUCUUAGGCCCUCAGGCAUCAACACAAGCAGAUUUCAUAACAGACAUAGGGAAGAAAGUGAAAGUUCCUAUAAUUUCUUCAGCCACAAGUCCUGCUCUUUCACCAUCCCAAAAUCCAUACUUUAUCAGAGCAGCAUACUGCUCUUGUGCACAGGCUAAGGCAAUUGCAGCCAUUGUUAAGGCCUUUGGUUGGAGGCAAGUUGUGUUUAUCUAUGAAAACAGCAAUUUUGGCAGUGGAAUUCUUCCCCAUUUGACUGAUGCCAUGAUGGAAAUCAGCGUUUCAGUGCCAGAUCGAAGUGUCCUUUCGCCAUCAGCUGAUGAUGAUCAGAUCAUGGGGGAGCUAUCGAAGUUAAAAACGAAACAGACACGAGUCUUCAUAGUCCAUUUGCAUCCAACUUCUGCUUCUAAAUUUUUUAAGAAGGUAAAAGAAGCUGGAAUGAUGAGCAGUGGAUAUGUGUGGAUAAUCACGGAUGCUUUCACUAGUCUUUUGGUUUCCAUGGAUCCCUCGGUUCUUGAUUCUCUGCAGGGGGUUAUAGGUGUAAAGCCUUAUGUCCCAAGUUCAGUUCAGCUGAAUAACUUCACCCGGAGAUGGAAAUCAAAGGCGUUUCGUAAACAAAAUCCAGACAUGGAUGGAGUGGAGCUCAAUGUUUUGGGGCUAUGGGCAUAUGAUAGUGUCACAGCAUUAGCCACAGCACUCGAGAAAGUUGGCAGUUCUGGUCUGAAGUUCAACAGAACAGUUAAUAGGAAGAAUUCAACAGAUUUGGAUGCAAUUGGGACAUCAGAAUUCGGGCCUUUGCUACUUGAAUCGAUACGAAACAUCAGAUUCAGAGGACUUAGUGGUGAUUUCCACAUAGUUGAUGGAGAACUGCAGCCAUCUGCAUUUCAGAUAGUGAAUGUGAUAGGCAGAGAGGAAACGAUUGGAUUCUGGACAGAAAAGUAUGGGAUUUCCAAGAUUCCAAACCCAAAGGAUACAACUGUGUACUCUGCUAACAAAGAUGUUCUUGGGGCUAUUACUUGGCCAGGUGGCUCUACUAUUGUUCCUAGAGGCUGGGAGAUUCCUGCAGGUAAAGAGUUAAGGAUUGGAGUUCCUGCCAAAAAGGGGCUCGAGCAAUUCGUAAAUGUCACAACUGAUCCUAAGACAAACAUUACAAACGCAACUGGUUUCUGUAUAGAUGUUUUUGAACAAGUGAUGAAGUCUAUGCCUUAUCAUGUACCAUAUAAAUAUAUACGUUACGAAAUCCCUCAAGGAGAAAAUUUUCCAGGCUACGAUGACUUCGUUGAUCAAGUCUUCUUUGGGAAUUUUGAUGCAGUAGUUGGUGAUAUUACCAUUUUAUCAAACCGGUCCAAUCAUGUGGAUUUCACAUUGCCAUUUACAGAGUCUGGUGUCACCAUAGUUGUCCCGGUUAAGCAAGAUGACAGGAAGAAUGCAUGGAUUUUCCUGAAGCCUCUGAAGAAAGAACUCUGGGGAACGAUUGCAGCGUUCUUUGUCUUCAUUGGCAUCGUGAUUUGGGUACUUGAACACCAAGUAAACAAAGAGUUCCAAGGUCCACGCCACAAGCAAGUCGGGAUGGUGUUCUGGUUCUCCUUCUCCACUCUUGUAUUUGCACACAGGGAGAAGGUAAUAAGCAAUUUUUCGAGAUUCGUGAUCAUAGUUUGGGUGUUUGUGGUGCUGGUUCUGACAUCUAGCUACACGGCUAGCUUAACAUCCAUGUUAACAGUACAACAGUUGCAGCCUACUGUCACUGAUGUUUACGAUCUGAUCAAGAAUCGAGACUAUGUUGGGUACCAGGAUGGCUCCUUUGUUGCUGAUAUGCUAAAAAACAUGAACUUUGAGAGUAGAAGAAUUAGGAAUUAUAGCACGUUAGAAGAGUACGAUGAAGCGCUUACAAAAGGAAGUGGAAAUGGCGGGGUUGCUGCUAUUGUGGAUGAGCUUCCCUAUCUUAGGCUCUUCCUUGAAAAAUAUUGUGGGAAGUACACUAUGGUUGGUCCAAUCUACAAGACUGCCGGUUUUGGAUUUGCGUUUCCGAGGGGAUCUCCUCUGGUGCCUGAUGUCUCGAGAGCGAUAUUGAAUGUGACAGAGAGCGACGCCAUGCUGAACAUAACGAUAAAAUGGCUAUGGAACGAAACGGAUUGUUCACAACAAGAUGGAACCUUGGCUGCAUCAGAUAGCCUGGCACCAGGAAGCUUUAAAGGCCUUUUCAUCAUUGUUGGUGCUUCUGCAUUAUCAGCUCUUCUCAUAUUCUUCUGCUCCUUCCUAAAUGACAACAAGGCUAUCUUAGCGUCCCACGUUUCAAUCUGGCAAAAGCUUUCUGCAUUAGCAAAGGCUUUUUGUGAGGGAAAGGACACAUCUAGGGAGUCUCAGAAGCCGAAUGUGGUUUCCUCCGAGGAUGCAAUAAUGCCCGAGCACCAUCCACCAAGUCCAGAAACCAGCAUUGCAGAUUCUCCCGGGCAAGGCGUUUUCACUCAGGAUGAGGGAUUCAGUACAAAAGAACCGGGAAUUCUAGUUCGCAACAACAUUCCCAUACCUGAAAAGGAGGUUUCAGAAAGAUGAUACAGAAAACUGUAGUUUAGAUCAAAGUUCUUACCAUGUAUAGUUAGCUAAACAGAUAGCUAAUUUGGCCCGAAUGCCUUAAUUAGUUUGGGUUGUGUA
Molecule: messenger RNA, 3046 nt
Organism: Ipomoea nil (Japanese morning glory)
Lineage: Eukaryota; Viridiplantae; Streptophyta; Magnoliopsida; Solanales; Convolvulaceae
Product: glutamate receptor 2.8-like
Exons: 5
Coding region: 95-2947 (950 amino acids)
Cellular component (GO): plasma membrane
Molecular function (GO): glutamate-gated receptor activity
Source: RefSeq, a predicted model, not a curated record